This is a messenger RNA of Emys orbicularis (European pond turtle), 2631 nucleotides long. It is a transcript of the gene TRDN, whose product is annotated as triadin. The record is from RefSeq and is a predicted model, not a curated record. Gene Ontology annotation, molecular function: signaling receptor binding. The transcript has 48 exons. Gene Ontology annotation, biological process: regulation of release of sequestered calcium ion into cytosol by sarcoplasmic reticulum; regulation of cardiac muscle cell membrane potential; heart contraction. The coding region runs from base 1 to 2631 and encodes 876 amino acids. Gene Ontology annotation, cellular component: sarcoplasmic reticulum; junctional sarcoplasmic reticulum membrane; plasma membrane. NCBI's taxonomy places the organism in Eukaryota, Metazoa, Chordata, Testudines, Emydidae.
AUGUCAACCACCACCACAGUGAUGGACAACAACAAUGGAUCAGUUCUCACGCCACCAGUGAAAGUGGGAAAGAAGUCAGUUACAGAGGACAUAAUGACAACAUUCAGCUCGCCAGCAGCAUGGCUUCUUGUUGUUGCUCUGAUUGUUACCUGGUCAGCAGUAGCUAUUAUAAUGUUUGACCUGGUGGAUUACAAAACCUUUGCAGGAAGCUCUGUUAACAAGCUCAGCAAGGAGCCACUGAGAAUCAUACAUCAGACCAUGGAAGAAUCCACUGAUUGGCUUUAUGGUUUUAUUUCUUUACUGUCUGACAUCGUAUCGACUGAUGAUGAUGACAGUGAUGAAGGUGAAGUGGAACCUCCGUUGAAAAAAAAAGUUGAAAUUCAUCCUGUGACCAAAAAAAAAGAAAUUCAUAAAGGCAAGCCUGAUAGACAAGAAAAACUUGAAAAAACAGCACCAAAAGUAAUUCACAAAGAGAAACCUGAAAAACAAGAAAAGAUUGAACGGAAAGAACAACCAAAAGUGAUGUACAAAGACAAAUCUGAAAGACCAGAAAAACCUGAAAAGAAAGAAAAACCCAUAGUUGCUCACAAAACCAAACCUGAAAAACAGGAGAAAGCUGAAAAAGCACCUCCAAAAGUGAUUCAAAAAGACAAACCUGAAAGAGAGGAAAAAGUUGAAAAGAAAGCUCCUCCUAAAGAAGAGAAGAAAGCGAAGAGCACCAAAGUUGAAGAAAAAGUUAAAAAGGAAGUGAAAGAUGGAAAAGCUGAAUCAAAGACAGCCGAAAAAGGCAAGCAGACAGAAGCAAAAGUAGAGGACAUUGGGUUAAUAAAGGCCAAACCGAAAGUGAAGGAGGAGAAAGCAGUGAAGGCUGAAACAAAAUCAGAAAAGAAAGAUCAAUAUGCGUUCUGUCGCUAUGUGAUUGACAUGUUUGCGCAAGGGGAUUUUUAUACAGGACAAAAGGAAACAGUGCCUCCUCAUCUACUUGUAGAACAAAAUCCAAGGAAGAAGCCUGCAGCACUAGCUAUUGAAGAAGAAAAGCCUCUUGCGAUAGCUAAGGAAGUGAAAAGAACAGAAGAGGAAAAGAGGAUAACCCAAGAGAAGAGAGCUAUUCCUGAAACUAAAAAGAAAGAAAAAGAAGAGGAAAAAAAGAAAUCCCCUGAGAAGGCUGUCCCUGAAAUAAAAAAAGCAGAGUCAGUGAAAGAAAAGCCUUCACUUCCACCUAUAAAGAAAGAAGAGACAGCAAAAGCUCCUGCAGUCAAACCAGCCACUAUAAGAGUAGCAGCACCAGUUUCCAAGACACCAGCAGCAGCUAAAACAGCAGAAGAAUCACCCAAGAAGGAAAAGCUGGUGGAAACUGCCAAACCACUGAAGAAGGAAAUACCUGCAGUAGCUCUAAAAGUACCUGUAUCUGUGGAAAGUCAUAAGGUAAAAGAAACCGGACAAGCCAAAGAGCAAGUUGUUGCGGUUUCAGCUAAGAAAGCGGUACCUGAAAAGAAGGAAGAAAAAACAGCGAAGGCUGUGGAGCAAGAUAAACCAAAGCCGAAAGAAACAAAACCUGUAAAAGAGAAAGAAGUGAAACCUCCAGCUGCAACAAAGGAUAAAGAGCAUGUCAAAGAAAAGGAAGUAAAGCAUCCUGCAGCUUUAAAAGAUAAAGAGCAUGUAAAAGAAAAAACUGUGAAGACUCCAGAAGUUCCAAAGGACAAAGAGCCUGUUAAAAGAAAAGAAGUGAAGCCUCCAGCAGCCUUAAAGGAAAAGGAGCCUACAAAAGAAAAAGAAGUGAAGCCUCCAGUUCUUGUCAAAGAAAGAGGGGCCACAAGAAAACAAGCAGUGAAGCCUCCAGUUGUCGUCAAAGAAAAAGAACCUGAAGUCAAAAAAGAAGAAAAACCAGCAAAACCAGCUCCAGUGAAAAGUGAAGGUGAGAAGAAAGAACCUGAAGUCAAAAAAGAAGAAAAGCCAGCAAAACCAGUGUUUUUAGAAGCCAAAAAGGUGAAAGAUGCUAAAGUAGUCCUUCAUCCUGCUGCUGAAGGCAAAAAAGUCGAGGCCAAACUACCAACUACAGUAGUGAAACCUCAUGAACACAAGCAUGAAUCUAUUAAACAAGAAAAAGCUGUUUCCCAUGCCAAACCAGAGGAAAAAAUCAAACAAGAAAAGACAGCUCCCACUGAAAAAUCAGUCAAGUCAAAGCCAGCAAAGAAUGAAGCUGUCAGACACGAAAAAGAAGUUCCACAAACAAAAUCAGCCAGAUCAAAAGUAACUGCAAAACCAGCAUCUGAAAUGACAGUAGCAGCGAAGAAAAAAACAGAAAAGGCUGCAAAGGAAAGAGAAGCAAAAACAGAGAAGAAACAUCCCAAAGAGGGAAAAGCCAAAGCAGUGCCAACAGUAAAAGAAAUUCUAAGACAGCACAACCUGACAACAGAGAAGAUUUCUAAAGCUGCAAAAACAGCAAAAGAAUAUGCAGAAAUAAUUGCCAUUAAAAAAGACAAAGCUCCAGUCCGCUUCUUCCAAUGUGUCUUCCUAGAUGGAUACAAUGGAUAUGGAUUACAAUUCCCCAUUACUCCAGCUCCCAGCCAUGAAAAGAGACCUGGUCAUUCAAAGACUUCAGGGCGGAAGUCAAAGACACCAGGACAGUAG